This is a messenger RNA of Rubroshorea leprosula, 1619 nucleotides long. NCBI's taxonomy places the organism in Eukaryota, Viridiplantae, Streptophyta, Magnoliopsida, Malvales, Dipterocarpaceae. The record is from the annotation of a GenBank genome assembly.
GAAUAGGAAUGGCAUCCUGACAGUGCAAGGAUGGGAAGUCAAAGCAUCUUCGUUUUUUUUUUUUUUUGCUAAGACAAUCAAAAUUUUUUAUUAUUCAGAGUACAUGGGUACUCAUCCAUAGCCUCUCAUGGACACAGGGAAUGAGUCACAAAAGAAGAUCUCAUGGGUGAAAUGGGAUUAUGUAUGCUAUAGUAAGGAAAAGGGGGGAUUACGCGUGUCGGACUUACGUAGGAAAAAUUGGGCACUUCUAGGAAAGUGGUGGUAUUGGUUUGGGGAUGGUGUAGAGAGCUUAUGGAAAUGGAUAGUAAAGGAGAAAUAUUAUGGGGGCAAGUGGGAGGAGGUGGACAUUACAGCAGUUGGGAAUUGGAGGACGUCUAAGAUUUGGAGGGAUAUUAUUAGUAUAGGGGGGCGGUCUAUGAGACUUCGAAAUAUGUUGGUGGAAGGAUUUAAGUGGGACGUAGGGGAAGGGAAUCAGGUGGGUUUUUGGCGUGAACGGUGGAUUGGGAAUAAAACUUUAAGGGAUUUAUGCCCAAGGUUGUUUGAGUUGUCUACGAACAAGGCAUGUAAUAUUAGUGAUAUGGGAGUAUGGGAAGGGGAUAAAUGGUGUUGGAAAGUGGAAUGGAGGAGAGCAAGAAUAGGACGAGAGAAGGAUGAGGAGGAGGUGUUGUGGGAAGUACUGGAUAGUUUUCCAUUAAAGAAAGGUGUGGAAGAUUGCUGGAGGUGGAUACAUGAUUCAGAUGGUAGUUAUGGGGUAAAGAAGGCUUAUGAUUUUUUAGCCCCUACAAAGCGUGUUCUAGAGGAGCAGUUGUGUAAGCUAAUUUGGUGCAAAUUAGUGCCCUCCAAAGUGUUUUUCUUUGGGUGGAGAUUAUGUCUUGAUAGGCUCCCAACUAAGUGGAACAUUACGAAGCGAGGGGUACAUUUGCAGGAGGAGGAAUUAAUAUGUGUUUUGUGUAAUGACAUGGUGGAGGAAGCUAAUCAUUUGUUUAGUAUGUGUAAGGAAGCAUGGAUUUUGUGGGUAGAGGUGCUGCAAUGGUGGGGCAUGGUGACUAUUAUGCCUAAUAAUGCACUAGGAGUGGUAGACAUCUUUGUAAAUGAUUUGGGUAGAAUAAUAGGGAAGGAGAUGGGUGCUUGUAUCUUUCUUGUGGUCUCAUGGUAUUUAUGGUAUUGGAGAAAUGGUAAAGUUUUUAACAAUGGAAACAACAUUAGGGGAAGAUUAAUGGAUAUGGUUCAAGCCAAAUCAUUUUUCUAGAUUAAGAAUAAGAGGCAUGGUUGUGUUUUUUCAUUCCAAGAGUGGAAGGUAAAUCCAGUUGAUUGUGCUCUGUCAGUGAGAAGGCACAAACGAUUGCUGAAAUUGUUCCAUAAAUAGCAGAAGGGAAUAGUAGCAGAUUAAAGAUAGGAGGGUGCGGGUUUCCUCAUUGAUAGGCAGCAACAAAAACAAUUGUCAUUUCCAUGAAGAUUGUUAGCCUAUUUGUGUAUAGCAGCUUUUAUGAUGUCAAUUAAUCUGCAGACUGUAUUACAUGCUUAGCUAGUUUUGGCAUUCUAUCAUUCUAGCUGCUGUUUACAUUUAUAAUGGGUAGGAGUACUCCUUGUGCUUUAUAUAAUAAAUUUAUUUUGUUGAU